Messenger RNA from Scomber scombrus (Atlantic mackerel), 2188 nucleotides. RefSeq names its product platelet-activating factor acetylhydrolase, isoform Ib, gamma subunit (gene pafah1b3). Bases 67 to 738 code for a protein of 223 amino acids. The record is from RefSeq and is a predicted model, not a curated record. The transcript has 6 exons. NCBI's taxonomy places the organism in Eukaryota, Metazoa, Chordata, Actinopteri, Scombriformes, Scombridae.
GAAAAUUUACUUCCUGAAACUGAGUUGGGAGAUGACGAUAUUUUGAUUUCAUGAUAGAGCCAAGUUAUGAGUGCAGAAGACCCAAACCCAGCCGCCACACCCACUCCCUGUCAGGACACCCAGGGAGAUGGACGAUGGAUGUCACUGCACAACCGCUUUGUGUCUGACAGCAAAGACAAAGAACCCGAUGUCCUGUUUGUUGGAGACUCUCUUAUUCAGCUCAUGCACCAGUUUGGGAUAUGGCGGCAACUGUUCUCUCCUCUUCAUGCCCUAAAUUUUGGGGUGGGUGGUGAUGCAACACAACAUGUGCUGUGGAGACUGAGCAACGGCGAACUGGAUAACAUCAGCCCAAAGGUUGUAGUGCUGUGGGUGGGGACCAACAAUCAUGGUCACACUCCUGAGCAGAUCUGUGGAGGCAUCAUGGCUAUUGUCCAAGUUAUCAAGAACAAGCUCACCCAUGCCCACACACUUGUACUUGGUAUUCUGCCCAGAGGUAAAUCGCCCAACCCCCUGCGAGAGCGAAAUGCCAAGGUGAACAAGCUAGUCCAGGAGGCUGUGUCAUCCCUUCCCCACGCCUCUUUCCUCAACGUAGACCCAGGCUUCGUCCACUCCAAUGGUAGCAUCUCCCACCAGGAUAUGUAUGAUUACCUUCACCUGACCCCUCAGGGCUACCAGUCUGUGUGCGAACCCCUGCACACUCAUCUCAAGUCCAUGCUAGAUAAGCCUGCUGAGAACUGAGUAACCAGGGAACAAACUUAACACUACUACAGUGGUCCUCCUCCCUGUUUACGGAGAGCAUUACACUCUGCCGUUAGCUUAUUAAAACCUUGAAUGAUGGAUAGAAUCAAUUUUAAGGGCUAAGAGCUGCACAAUUUAUUUGUCCUCUCCAUUGCCAGGGUAGAGGACCACUGUUACAUAAUGGGACCAUAAAGUUUUGUGUUUAUGAUGCAGUCAGAUAUUAAAUGUGCUGUGCUAUAGAGAGACAAAGUCCCAGUAAGCAUAUCCUACUCUAGCUUCCACUUGUGUUUUUCCAAAGAAGGAUUAUUUCAUUUCUCUGCCACAUGAUACAAGGGUUGAAUAUGAUAAGGGGAACUCUGCGCAUCAUCCAGGAGUUCAGAGCCAGCGGCUCAACAGACAAGAUAAUGAUGUGACAGCUAAAGGGAUGAUGCCUGCAGCACAUAGUUAUAUGUGGAUCAGUCCAGUUGUCCAGUAUGCUUUUAUAAAGAUGCAGCAACCUCAUACUCUAAUGAAAACAUGCUUUAAGUGAAAACAUUACUUGCUGCACUUCAUUAGAAGCUUUAUUUAUUACUGUGUGCUCCAGAUUUCAUCACUUCAGUUGAUACCAGGGUUUUCUGUCCAUAUUUUAUGCUAAAUGGGUAUCUUCAACUUUAGUUUGAGCACUUCAUCAUUUUUAACAAGACAAAAAACACCUAUUUUGUUAUCAUUGAGCAUUUGUUAUCACAAGUCUUUCAAAGCUGAAUUUACUUCAGAACAAUGAUGGAGGUAUAUGUUUCAGGACUGUAUAAAGAAACUCUGGUUAUCAAAAUAUAUUUUGGCUGAGGCUAUUGGAACAAAAACUAGCUGGAAAAUGUCGUGGGACUUUGGCUCAGUAGGUGCAGGAAAUGUCUGGUAAAAACAAAAAUACAAGUUACAACUUGCCCUCACUAGAAAAAAGCUGUAAUUUAUCAUUUUGCUUUAUCAGUUUCACUGAGGUAACAUUUAUUUGGCAACAGCUUUAUUUACUCUGUUGUGAUGUCUGACGCCUUUUGUACAUUCAUUAAAAUGACCAAAUGUUUUGAUUUUGUUUGUCUAAGCAUGGCAAUCAAAUGGCCAUUGCGGUCUACUUUUUUUUUUCUUUUUUUAUCAUGUCUUAUGUUAUUUCAUUAUGGUACUGUAAUACCCCUUUGCUUCAUCUAUUGUAAUAGCAUCAGAUUUGGAUGUGAGAGGCUCUGUUUUGUUGCAAAUAUAUAUGUAUUUGUGUAGGCUGUGAACUUGUAAGGAUACAUCUUGUGCAUAGCUGCUUUGCUUCAGGAUCACUCAAGAUAAUGGCCCAUUAGACAGUUUAAAAGGCUUUACUUCACACUAAAAUGCUUCUGAGCCACUUGGAUAAACAUUGUGCUGCAGAACUUGAAUUGAGCUUCAGGGUGGCUGAUCCUGUAACUGAUGAAAGAAUGCAUUAAACAUGAAA